CACCGCCGCCUGGGCCCACGCCCCGCCACCACAGGCCCUAAGGACGCCGGCCCUGGACGCCUGCACGCUGGAGCCGAGCGGGAGGGCGUGAGCGCGCCGGGCCGGGAACCCGGGCAGCGGAGCAGCAGGGCAGCAGGGCAGCCGCGCCGCGCCGGGGGUGGGUCCCUUCUCCUGAGCUCUGUGUGGAAGGAGAGGGCGGGACCGGCGCGGGGCGGAGAGCGAGGAGAGGGGCAUGACUGGUGCUACUGGCGGCGGGCAUCUGCCGAGCCUCUGAGCUGCCGGCGGCCGAGGCCUGGAUUGCGCCGCGCCGAGCGCUCCCCGCGCGCCCGCCCCCGGCCACCGCCGCGGCGGACCUGGAUCCUCGGAGCGCGCCGGCUGGCCCUGAUCACCUUCGUCUUCCGGCCGGUUUCUGGGGCGAGGAGCGCUCUCCUCGCCGGACCUCCGGGCCCCGAUGGCUCCGCGAGGGCUUGCGGACGAGGCUGGACGCUGGUGGGGACUCGCUCUCGGCUUGGCCGCCUUCUUCCUCCCAGGUGCCCAUGCCCAGAUGGUGCAGGUGAACGACUCCAUGUACGGGUUCGUCGGCACUGACGUGGUGCUGCACUGCAACUUCGCCAACCCGCUGCCCAGCGUGAAGAUCACCCAGGUCACCUGGCAGAAGGCGACCAACGGCUCCAAGCAGAACGUGGCCAUCUACAACCCGGCCAUGGGCGUCUCGGUGCUGGCCCCCUACCGCGACCGCGUGCAGUUCCUGCGGCCUUCCUUCACCGACGGCACCAUCCGCCUCUCCCGCCUCGAGCUGGACGACGAGGGCGUCUACAUCUGCGAGUUUGCCACCUUCCCUGCGGGCAACCGAGAGAGCCAGCUCAACCUGACCGUGAUGGCCAAACCCACCAACUGGAUCGAGAGCAGCCAGGCAGCGCUCCGUGCAGAGAAGGGGCGGGACGAGAAGGUCCUGGUGGCCACCUGCACCUCGGCCAACGGGAAGCCGCCUGGCGUGCUGUCCUGGGAAACGCGGCUGAAGGGGGAGGCUGAGUACCAGGAGGUCCGGAACCCCAACGGCACGGUCACCGUUGUCAGCCGCUACCGCCUGGUGCCCGGCCGGGAGGCCCACCUGCAGCCCCUGGCCUGCGUCGUCAACUACCACCUGGACCGCUUCCGGGAAAGCAUCACCGUCCACGUGCAGUAUGAGCCUGAGGUGACCAUCGAAGGGUUUGAUGGGAAUUGGUACCUGCAGCGGAUGGAUGUGAAGCUCACCUGCAAAGCCGACGCUAACCCCCCGGCCACCGAGUACCACUGGACCACGCUGAACGGCUCUCUGCCCAGGGGCGUGGAGGCCCAGAACACAACCCUCUUCUUCAGGGGUCCUAUCGACUACAGCCUGACGGGGACCUACGUCUGCGAGGCCACCAACCCCAUCGGCACCCGCUCGGGCCAGGUGGAGGUCAACAUCACAGAAUUCCCCUACACCCCGUCGCCUUCGGAGCACGGGCGGCGGGCCGGGCCGGUGCCCACGGCCAUCAUCGGGGGCGUGGCGGGGAGCGUGCUGCUGCUGCUGCUGGUGGUCGGGGGCACGGUGCUGGCCCUGCGCCGGCGCCGCCACACCUUCAAGGGCGACUACAGCACCAAGAAGCACGUGUACGGCAACGGCUACAGCAAGGCGGGCGUCCCCCAGCACCACCCGCCGCUGGGCCAGAGCCUGCAGUACCCCGACGACUCGGACGACGAGAAGAAGGCCGGCCCGCUGGGGGGCAGCAGCUACGAAGAGGAGGAGGAGGAGGAGGGCGGCGGGGGGCGCGAGUGCAAGGUGGGGGGCACGCACCCCAAGUACGACGAGGACGCCAAGCGGCCCUACUUCACGGUGGACGAGGCCCAGGCCUGUCAGGACGGCUACGGGGACCGGACCCUGGGCUACCAGUACGACCCCGAGCAGCUGGACUUGGCCGACAACAUGGUUUCUCAGAACGAUGGGUCUUUCAUUUCCAAGAAGGAGUGGUACGUGUAGUCCCUCCCAGAGCUCCGUCUGCGCCCUCCGCCCGCACGUCCCGCCUCCUCCCCAGCGACCCUCCCGGACUCCCAGGGACGGCCCACACGCCCUCCGGAGAGGAGAGCCGGGGCCUGGGCAGAGCCCUGGUUCUGAUCCCCGGUCCCAUCCUCCCCGCGUGUCCUCUCUGUGGCUUGGAUGUUGCUGCGCCUCCUCUGCCUGGCGGUGCCCUGCGCUGGUCUCAUCUCGUGCACCUGGGCACCCAGCCCUCCAGAGCCCGGGAGCCCCCUCCCCACCCAACACUGGAAUGUCUGUUCUCCACUGGGGAGCAGGCCGGAGGGCCUCCCUGAGGAGGAGCCUCCCCCACAUGCUGCUCCCCGUUCCCACGGAGAGGGCACCCGGCCCGUGCGAGUGGACGCGGCCGGCGUUGGAGCCGGUCUAGACCCGAGAGGCAGGGGCGCGCCCAGGGCGCCGUGAGGCUGUUACAUAGACCGGAGGCCCCUGGGCCAUGGGCAGCGUGCUCUCCGGGGAGGCUGGUGGCGUAUGCCCUCCUCGUCCUGCAGAGGGAUGUCCCACACGACCCUCCUUGCCACCUCAGUCUGUCCCCACAGAGGGGCCGCACCCCCACUCACCUCUGCCGACACAGACACCCGCCACCCGCGUCUGCUCCCGCACCCCUGGGUCACAGGCCUCCUCCCCUUCCACCCGGGCUUCCCCAGGACCUCGGGCUGGCCCUAAACCGCUCCUUACAGCACCGAGCCUCUCGGAUCUCCUUACCUAGCGAGUCCCAGCAACGCGUUUCCUUGGGGUCAGGGUUGGGGCCCUGAGUGAGAGGUGAGCGGCACCCCUGUGGAGGGGCACGGCCUGGGGGGAGGGAGCCAUGCGGGAGGAGCUCAGACUUGGGUCGCGCCUCACCCACUGAGGCCAGAAAGUGCGAGGGGACGCGGGAGCCGGGGAUACUGAGUCCGAAGCUCCUGCUCCCCACACCACUUCCUGCUCAGCUGUCCCUGGGCAUCUGGGAGAAGCUGUCCCUUUGAGCUGCAUGUUCCGCGUGCAUAGGCCCGAGUUCCUGUCAGUCACCCACCCCAGUCUCCACAGAGGAGCAAGGCCCGCCCCGCCCCUUGGUCCCUCCUCAAAGUGCCUCAGGCCCUCCCUCUGCCCCUCACAGCCCAGGCUCUGGAUGGGGAGACGCUGGGGUGGGGAGGCGGGGUCACACCUGCCCACUGGGGUCUGGUGAACUUGGCCCAGCUGUCAGGAGCCCUAUGGGAUGGCAAGUGCUGGGAGGAGGGGCAGAUGGCUCUGUGCCCCCCAGGUACCAGCUUGCCCUUCCUUAGGCUUCCCAAGGGAGGUUCCCCCCCCCCCCCCGCCGCCCUAUUUCUCCCCUCUCUGGUGCUGCUAUGGGACCCCUGGCCAGCUCCUGGCAACCUUGGGCCCCGCAAUUGGGCCACCCUCACCUGGCCCCCACGCCCCACCAGCCACCCAGUAGCCACGUAGCAGAGAUCUGAAGCCAUGGCAGCCCUGGGGCCACCCUCUCCUCAGCAUUGAGGGUGCUGGAUGGCAUGCAGUCGGGGAAGAAAAUUCUGGGGUCUUUCCAGCCACAGAGAAGAGG
This is a messenger RNA of Myotis myotis, 3590 nucleotides long. It is a transcript of the gene NECTIN1, whose product is annotated as nectin cell adhesion molecule 1. Gene Ontology annotation, biological process: protein localization to cell junction; homophilic cell-cell adhesion; heterophilic cell-cell adhesion. Gene Ontology annotation, cellular component: adherens junction. Lineage: Eukaryota; Metazoa; Chordata; Mammalia; Chiroptera; Vespertilionidae. The transcript has 6 exons. Bases 452 to 2002 code for a protein of 516 amino acids. The record is from RefSeq and is a predicted model, not a curated record.